Messenger RNA from Grosmannia clavigera kw1407, 459 nucleotides. Its product is annotated as high affinity copper transporter. Lineage: Eukaryota; Fungi; Ascomycota; Sordariomycetes; Ophiostomatales; Ophiostomataceae. The transcript has a single exon. The record is from RefSeq and is a predicted model, not a curated record. Gene Ontology annotation, cellular component: membrane. Gene Ontology annotation, molecular function: copper ion transmembrane transporter activity. Gene Ontology annotation, biological process: copper ion transmembrane transport. Bases 1 to 459 code for a protein of 152 amino acids.
AUGUUCUGGAACUGGGACACCAUCGGCACCUGCUACAUCUCUACGUCGUGGUACAUUGAGAACCAUGGUAUGAUGGCGGCCACCAGCAUUGGCACCAUCCUUCUGGUCGUCCUGGUGGAGUUCGCACGUCGACUCGGCAAAGAACUGGACGGUCUCCUGGUACGCCAGUUCCACCACCAGGCCGCUGCCGUAGGCCCACGGCCCAUGACCGUUGUCAUCCGCGCCAGUGCGCUGCAGCAGAUGGCACGUGCCAUCCUACACGCCAUCACGUUCGGCGGUGCAUACAUUGUCAUGUUGCUGGGCAUGUCCUUCAAUGGCUAUAUCAUCAUCAGCAUCUUUGUGGGCGCAGGCCUCGGAAAGUUCUUUUGCGAUUGGCUUGUCGUGCGGGUGGAUGCCGGAGAGGGCAGCUGGAACAAAGGUAUAAAAGGCAUAGAGGAGACGACGGUCUGCUGCGGGUAA